CAAUAAUAUCCAUGGUGAGUGGUUAGGGAUCACCAUCGUCAUUUCAAAUUGAAAGAUAAACUUGACAAAGAGUCGAACACAAAACAUGGAGAAUGAGCGGAAACAAAACAAGUCGAGGUUCAAAAGGGUCUGUGUGUUUUGUGGAAGUAGUUCUGGGAAAAGAGAUGUCUAUGGGGAUGCUGCCAUUGAGUUGGCUCAAGAACUGGUUGAAAAGAGACUUGAUCUUGUCUAUGGAGGAGGAAGCAUUGGUUUGAUGGGUUUAAUUUCUCAAGCUGUUCACUGUGGUGGUGGUCAUGUUCUUGGGAUCAUACCUAGAGCUUUAAUGGGGAAGGAGAAAACGGGUGAAAGCAUAGGUGAGGUUAAAGCUGUUGCUGACAUGCACCAAAGGAAAGCUGAGAUGGCCCGCCACUCCGAUUGCUUCAUUGCCCUACCAGGUGGUUAUGGUACACUUGAAGAAUUACUCGAAGUUAUUACUUGGGCUCAGCUUGGAAUCCAUGACAAACCUGUGGGUUUACUGAAUGUUGAUGGGUACUACAACUAUCUGCUCACAUUCAUCGAUAAAGCAGUUGAUGAUGGAUUUAUCAAACCUUCUCAACGUCACAUCUUUGUCUCUGCACCAAAUGCCAAAGAACUUGUUCAGAAACUCGAGGAGUACAUCCCUGUAAAAGAUGGAGCAAUUCCUCAGGCCAAGUGGGAGGUUCAGGUGGAGCAGCAGACAGUUGGGUUCAGUGCUCUACAUGCUGAAAUCGCUUUGUAGAAGAUCAAUCUAAUGGUGGGGGGUGGUUUUUGAAGAUUAGUUUUUCUGUUUUAAGUAAAUAUGUUUUUGAUUUUGCGUGCAUUGAGUUGUUGUAUGGUACAACCAAGUAACGUAAUUAAGAGUUGUACCGUAUAAAUACUCGAUGCAUGGUAACAACUGAUCAAACAAGUUAGAUGUUUGUAAGGCCUUUUGGAAUUCUGAUAUAAUGG
Messenger RNA from Lactuca virosa, 966 nucleotides. The record is from the annotation of a GenBank genome assembly. NCBI's taxonomy places the organism in Eukaryota, Viridiplantae, Streptophyta, Magnoliopsida, Asterales, Asteraceae.